Paracoccidioides lutzii Pb01 is the source of this 894-nucleotide messenger RNA. RefSeq lists its product as hypothetical. Gene Ontology annotation, molecular function: ureidoglycolate lyase activity; ureidoglycolate hydrolase activity. The record is from RefSeq and is a predicted model, not a curated record. The coding region runs from base 1 to 894 and encodes 297 amino acids. The transcript has a single exon. Gene Ontology annotation, biological process: allantoin catabolic process.
AUGGCUCCUCCAAUCCUGCCAUCACCAAAACUAUCCAUUUCCGCAUCCCCGCUCACUCCAUCCUCCUUUCAACCCUUCGGUAACGCCAUAUGUAGCCCAUUGCCAUCAACACUUGCCCGUGCACCUCCAGUCACCUCCAUUCGGUCCCUCGCAAACACAAACAGUUCUACAGUAUCCGAUCUCCCUACCCCAACUCUUGCCAACCAAUCCACCGCGUUGAAAUACAGUCCAAUCUCCGUAUUCCAGAAUAAUUACGACCAAUGUGAGAGUACGAGAUCCCGGGACCGAGGAGGUGCGGGCUCUCCAUGCAUGAGUAUGUUUUCGUGUUUCCCGAGAUCAUUGCGGGGAGGUGGAGAACAAGGGAAGGGUUUUUUUGAUGUUAGGAUUCUGGAACGACAUCCGUAUACAACGCAGACGUUUGUACCGCUGGGUGUCACAACGCCUGCGGAUAAAAGGGGCCAGGGUAGAGAGAGUAGGAGAUCCACAGAUACGAGUAAUAAUGGUGAUAUUGACGAUAACAGCAACAACGGCAUGGCUCCUAGCUUCUUGGUUAUCGUUGCACCAUCAUUACAUGGCCAGACGGCACGGGCUACUGUUGUAAAUGCUCGGGGUCUCAAGGAGGUGGUUAUUCGCGACCCACCGGAUAUGCGCAAUAUGAAGGCGUUCGUUGCACAUGGUGGGCAGGCGGUUACGUAUGGAGUUGGGACGUGGCAUGCGCCGAUGGUAGUGGUGGGGAGGCAUCGGGUGGAUUUUGUGGUGGUGCAAUUUGUUAACGGGGUUGCGGAGGAUGAUUGUCAGGAGGUCGCAUUCGGGGAAGGGAUAGUUGUUGAUGUAGAUAUUGACGUGGAUGUCAGGGAGAUGGAAGUUUAUGAGGAUGAGGUGGCUAAGUUAUGA